AUGGCAGACAAACCCUACUCCAAAGCCGCGGAAACGGUCGACUUUCUCCGCCUCAAACUCCCAGAAUCCCUGGCCAAACCUCGCGUUGCCGUCGUUUGUGGAAGUGGUCUGGGUGGACUCGCCGAGACGGUCAAUCCUGGAUUGAGGGAAGUUUGGGAGUACAAGGAUGUGCCGAAUUUCCCCAUCUCGACAGUGGCGGGCCAUGCUGGUAAAUUGAUAUUCGGCACCAUGGGAUCCCAAGGGAACGAAAUUCCCGUCGUGUUGCUCGUAGGCCGUGCACAUUUCUACGAAGGUCACUCGAUGGAGGCUACGACAUUUGCCACCCGCGUGUGCAAGCUUCUCGGAGUGGAGACUAUCAUUCUGACCAACGCUGCGGGUGGAUUGAACCCGGACUACGGCGUAGGUGACAUUGUGGCGCUCAAUGACCAUCUCAACCUUGCCGGCAUGGUAGGACAGUCACCGCUACGAGGACCAAAUGAUGAUGAUUUCGGUGUGAGAUUUCCACCUCUCUCCGAUGCAUAUGAUAUUUCCCUACGCCAGCUCGCGCACAAGGCGUGGAAGGAGAUUCGGCAGCAAGACCCCAGUGGAAGAAGACUUCACGAGGGAGUGUAUGCUUUCGUGUCCGGACCCACCUACGAGACCAGGGCGGAGUGCCGGAUGCUGAGAAAUCUAGGCGCCGAUGUAGUUGGCAUGUCCACAGUGCCGGAGAUUAUCGUUGCCAGACAUGCCGGUAUGCGGGUACUGGCUUUCAGCUUGGUCACCAACAAUGCGGUGUUGGAGCCAACGACACGAGCAGACGAUCCAGCCUUGCAAGGUCUGUCGAGAGAGCAGCUCGAUCAGCACCUGAGUCGAGGCAAAGCGAACCAUGAAGAGGUCCUGGACGCCGGCAAAGCAGCAGCAUUGGACAUGCAGAGUCUGGUGCUCCGCAUCGUAUCCCAGCUGUGA
Molecule: messenger RNA, 945 nt
Organism: Ramularia collo-cygni
Lineage: Eukaryota; Fungi; Ascomycota; Dothideomycetes; Mycosphaerellales; Mycosphaerellaceae
Product: probable purine nucleoside phosphorylase I, inosine and guanosine-specific
Exons: 3
Coding region: 1-945 (314 amino acids)
Biological process (GO): nucleoside metabolic process
Cellular component (GO): cytoplasm
Molecular function (GO): purine-nucleoside phosphorylase activity
Source: RefSeq, a predicted model, not a curated record